Molecule: messenger RNA, 2280 nt
Organism: Sporisorium graminicola
Lineage: Eukaryota; Fungi; Basidiomycota; Ustilaginomycetes; Ustilaginales; Ustilaginaceae
Exons: 1
Coding region: 1-2280 (759 amino acids)
Source: RefSeq, a predicted model, not a curated record
AUGUCGGCUUCCGUCCCCUUCCCCGGCCAGCAAUCCCAGAAUGGCGACUUUGCAGCCGACUUGAGGAUCGACCUCCCACGCAAUCCCACUUCAUCUGCUAAAGAAGAUGCCGCUGCACCACCACCGCCUGCCUCGCUGCAUCGUCGUCAGAACUCGUUCCAGGCUUCUGCAGACAAACCCUCCACAGCGCCCGCUGGUUGGCAUCACCAUCCUCGACAGCCCGGCACACACUCUGAAUCCUACUUCCCCGGUGGAGGCCCUUCCUCGGCUGCACCAAAGACGCCUAGCAGCGUCUCGAUCCGCGGCCACGGUCGGGCACAGAGCAGUUCAGGCUCGGCCUACUCGGCGCAUCCCAUGAACCUCAACAUCGGUGGCUCUGCGCAUCCCAACGGCGACGGCUCUUCGCUCCAGUCUGCCUUUGGCUCGGCACACCACGCAGGACCCAGCCAUCUCAGCCUCGCCCGCCAUCCCGCCAUGCAGGGUCUCGCCAUGGAUGCCGGCUACAGCGCCGGCCCGCCCAGUCCCAGCACACUCACCGACGUCAUCCUAGGCCUGCACAGCACUUUUUACUCGUGCAAACGCAAACCGGAAGAGGUCAAGCAGAUGGUCGCUCGCUACUACGAGCGUGGCGCUGUCUUUGAGUCGCCUCUGCUCUCGGCGCAUGGCAGGACGCAGAUCGCCAACCAGUUCAUGAUGGCGUUCGCGCUUCCCGGCAUGGACGUGCAGUCCGAGCUGCGCGAUGUCAUCUGCUCCGACUUUGAGUUCGACGGCACACGAGCAGGUAUCAUCGACCACACCAUCACCGUCACCCUCUUUCCUUCCAUUUUUGGCUCCUCGGCGUCCAAACCCACUCCGGAUCCCAACGCGAGCGACGUCAACCGAACUCCUAGAGCAUCAUAUCCCAUGUCGGCAUCCGCCUACCCCAUGACGCCGCAUCCGUUUAUGGACUAUGGUGCCAACAGCGCCUAUUCACGCGUCGCCAGCCAUCCGCACAGCCCCACGACGCCGUUCAGCAUCUCGAGCAUCUGGGGUGGCUCGAGACCUCACACACCCGGACUUACUCCUUCUGCAGGCGCUAGCGGCAUUCGUCCGCUCUCGGGCACAAGCGCAUUCCCAACCAACACCCCGCCCAGCGUCAACGGUGAAGACUUUGACGCCAGCGCCUCCACAUCCGCCACACCCACCUCGAACGCAUUCUUGAGCAGCUUGACCAACGGCAGCAACACGCACCAUUAUGUCGAUGCCGAAACAGUGCAGCAGCAGCUCGACACGCGUCCGCCCAUCCCUGCCGAUGCAUUGACGCCGCACUGGACGAGCGAAGGUCUGGGUCGACAGACGUUCCGCACGCUGCUUUGGUCGCUCUUCCAUCCGAGGGCGGUGCUCAAGUCGCUGUGCAGCAUCCAGCUGCGCGUCAUGAGUCGGCUUGAGUUCAACGAUGCCGGUCUCAUUGUCCGACACGAGGACACGUGGGGGCUGAGGGAGACCAUCGAGGGCGUGAUCCCCUUUGCAUCGCUCGUUUACUCGAUCGAGCGCAGGUUGGUGGGCUUCCUCGUCUCGUGGGCCAUCGCUAAGGGUGUCAAGCUCUCGUCGGCUCUGUUGCACAAAGCGAUCCCUGGGGGGACGUCGUCGGCCGAGCUGGAAGCGCGUUCAACUUCCGCGGGAGGAGCAGCGGGGGCGAGCGGGUACCACAUUAGCCAGCACGAAGCCGAGGCUAUGUUUACCCAUCCGCAUCCGCACCACCAAGCGUUUGGACGGACACCGGGGCGUGAGUAUCAGACCAUCUCACGGUCCAGAGCACCGUCUCCGAGUCGCUUCCGGUUUGGAAGCGGGGCAGGCGGAGGAGACCAUCGUACCGUGACGGGCACACGCUCGCGUGCGAGAUCGCUCGUAAGUUCGAACUCGGCCGCGCCGUCGCGCGCCAUGUCGACCGACAACCUCGCCCAGCACUUUGCUGCUGCUAGUAUUGGUGCUACUCCUGGGCAGCCAGGUGACUCGCGUCGCUCCGCCGAUCUGCCACCAGACUCGAGCGCCAAGUUCCGCGAACGAACAGCAAAGAGGAUCGAUGGUGGUCGCACGUCCAGUACCAACUCGGCGCCGCCCUCCACUCACCCUUCCCAUCUAGGUGGAACCCACGAUGCGCCUGAUGGACCCGCAUCGAACCUGGUCAACAUGUGGGAGCAGUUCUCGGCGCAGUCGCGUCCGCACUCCAAGGCGGCGUCGGUGGUGUCCAACGACGACUCGAGAGGGACUUUGCGUGCGCCUGACCAAGACCAACAGUAG